Messenger RNA from Lagopus leucura (white-tailed ptarmigan), 1148 nucleotides. RefSeq names its product synapse differentiation inducing 1 (gene SYNDIG1). Gene Ontology annotation, cellular component: postsynaptic density membrane; synaptic vesicle membrane; excitatory synapse. The transcript is spliced from 4 exons. The coding region runs from base 140 to 910 and encodes 256 amino acids. The record is from RefSeq and is a predicted model, not a curated record. Gene Ontology annotation, biological process: synaptic vesicle clustering; positive regulation of synapse assembly. Lineage: Eukaryota; Metazoa; Chordata; Aves; Galliformes; Phasianidae.
GAGAUCCCUUCCUUGUGGAGUCUUUCCUGUGAGCCUUGAUCUUUGGGUACAGGAAAAUGGAGGCCACUGCCCCAGUGUGACCUGUAUCUACAGUACAAUAUAAUACAGACCACCAUCGCACUCUCUGACACCUCCCAGUAUGGAUGGUUUGAUUGAGCAGAACAAUGUGCUCAUGCACAAUAAGAUUGCUGAGGCUGGGAAAAGGAAUGGUUUAAUUAAUACAAGGAACUUAGUAGCAGAGAGCCGAGAUGGUCUGGUGUCAGUGUACCCAACCCCACAAUAUCAGAGCCACCGGGCGGGGAGUUCCCCGAGCUGCCUGGAGAAUGGCAGGAAUGACCCCGUGCAGCAGCUCCUGGAUCCCAACAUGCUGCAGCAGACCGUGGAGUCCCAUUACCGUCCCAACAUCAUCCUCUACUCGGAGAACGUGCUGCGCUCGUGGGGUGAGAGCAUCAACUCAGAGUGCUGUGAAACCACAUUCAUUGAGGACCGCUCCCCUACCAAGGACAGCCUGGAGUACCCAGACAGCAAAUUCAUCGAUCUCUCAGCAGAUGACAUCAAGAUUCACACCCUCUCCUAUGAUGUGGAGGAGGAGGAGGAUUUCCAGGAGUUAGAGAGUGACUACUCGAGUGACACUGAAAGUGAAGACAAUUUCCUAAUGAUGCCACCAAGAGAUCAUCUCGGCCUCACUGUGUUCUCCAUGCUCUGCUGCUUCUGGCCAUUGGGAAUUGCUGCCUUUUACCUGUCUCAUGAGACAAACAAAGCUGUAGCCAAGGGAGACUUCCACCACGCAAGCUCCAGCUCCCGGCGAGCACUCUUCCUUGCUGUGCUGUCCAUCACAAUUGGAACUGGCAUCUAUGUUGGGGUGGCUGUGGCUCUUAUUGCCUAUCUAUCCAAAAACAAUCACUUAUGAGCCUCAGGAAAGAGGGACAACCAGCCGCCCAGCACCUGCACUGCAGAACUCCACCGCAGAUCAGACUGCAUGGUUUUCCAAAAAGAUCCAGAGACAUAGAAACACCUUCUGGGGGCAGGUACAGGCUAAGAUGAGCUUGUGCAUUGCAGUAGGGUGGGAAGCUGGCUGAGAUUGAGAUAGUUGCUGUAUUUGUGAUGCACAAGUCCCGCUUCUCUACAUGAAACCUUGUGAAAGGAAU